UGCUCGUGCUCGUGCUCACGCUUGCGCCGCGGCUCGUCGCGCUCGCUCGCAGCAGACAUGGAGGUCACGUGUGAGCGGACCUGAACAUGGUUCCUGCGGCCGCCUGCGGGACGAACCAGCGCGGACAUUCAGUGGAGGACCCACCGGAGGCAUGACGGAGGAGAAAUGUCCCCAGCUGGUGGACUACUUUGUAGUGGCAGGUCUGGACCCCGCGGGGCCCUGGAGGCCCCUGGACGACGACGGGAAGACCUCCUCCUCCGCCGGCGCCUCCUCCUCCUCCUGCCCCGCCUCCCCCCCGCCGCCGGCGGCCCGGGCGGUGGAGCCGGUGACCGACCUGGUGGUGAUCGCCCGGGGGCUGGGCGAGGAGGUGCCGGAGGGCUUCACCUGCAUCGAGAAGACGCUGGGCGGACACUCGGCCGAGCUGAGCGCCGGCCUCCUCAACAACCCGCACCUGUACCUGUGCUACCGCCGCGGCCGCGACAAGCCGCCCGUCCUGGACCUGGGGGUUCUGUAUGAGGGGAAGGACGCCCUGAAGCCGGGCUGGUACGUGAUCGAGACGACCCCGUACAGCCGCUCCGCCAGCCUGAGCUCCGGCACGGCGCCGCCGUCCCACCGCGUCUUCGUCACGUACCGCCGCGCUCCGGACGGCCAGGGCCUGCACUCGCUGGGCGUCACCGACAUCACGCUGCUGCUGCCCGGCAAGGGCGAGGUGGCGCCGCACACCUUCUGCAGGGUGGACAGGAACCUCAACACCAGCAUGUUUGGUCCGGCUCUCUUCCUCUGCUACAAGCGAGCUGUUGCUAAAGCUAACGCUCUCGUCUACGAGGCCAGUCUGAUCAGCCGGUACCCGGCUGAGGACCUGGAGUCCUUCCCGCUGCCCGAGUCGGUGCCCGUCUUCUGCCUGCCGAUGGGCGUCACCGUGGAGAGCUGGCCCCUGAACACCAAGUACCAGCUGCCCGUCUUCUCCACCUUCGUCCUCACCUCCGCCUCCGGGGACAAGGUCUACGGGGCGGCGAUCCAGUUCUACGAGUCGUUCCCCCGGGAGCUGCUGUCGGAGCGGCAGAGCGUGCGGCUGGGCCUGCUCAGCGUGGUGGACCGCCGGCCAAUCAGCAGCCGCAGCCUGCAGGUGAAGAAGAGCAUCUGCGUCCUGUCCCACUGGCCCUUCUUCACCGUCUUCCAGAAGUUCCUCACCUUCAUCUACAGAUACUCCAUCUCCGGGCCCCACGUGCUGCCGCUGGAGAAACACAUCUCCAGCUUCAUGCACAACGUCCCGUUCCCGUCGCCGCAGCGUCCUCGCAUCCUGGUGCAGCUCUCUCCAUACGACAACCUGCUGCUGUGCCAGCCGGUGUCCUCCCCCCUCCCCCUCAGUGGUGCGAGCUUCCUGAAGCUGCUGCAGAACCUGGGCCCGGAGAACGCCUGCACGCUGCUGCUGGCCGUCCUCACCGAACACAAGCUGCUCCUCCACUCGCUGAGGCCGGAUGUCCUGACGUCCGUCAGCGAGGCCCUCGUCUCCAUGAGCUUCCCGCUGCGCUGGCUCUGCCCGUACAUCCCGCUGUGCCCGCUGCAGAUGGCCGACGUGCUGCUGGCGCCCAUGCCCUUCAUCGUGGGCGUCCACUCCAGCUACUUCGACCUGUACGACCCCCCCACCGACGUGGUGUGUGUGGACCUGGACACCAACACCAUCUUCCAGUCGGAAGAUAAGAAGCCGUUGUCAUGGCGAUCGUUACCGAGGAAACACGGGAAGAUGCUGUUCAACACCCUCAGCAACCUGCACAAGACCCUGGAGAAGAUCUGCGCCCCCGGACAGGAGGAGGCCACGCUGGAGUUCCUGCUGACCGACUACGACCAGAUCUACCGGCGGCAGAAGCAGCUGGAGCUGGAGAUCCAGGAGGCCUUCCUGCGCUUCAUGAGCGGCCUGCUCCGAGGAUACAGGAGCUUCCUGCUGCCCAUCACGCAGGCGCCGUCCGACACGGCCACGGACUGCAGCUCGCUCUUCAACCUGCAGGGCUUCCUGAAGUCUCGUGAUCGCACGCAGCAGAAGUUCUUCGGUCAGCUGUCGAGAACGCAGAUGUUCACUCAGUUCAUCGAGGAAUGUUCCUUCGUCAGCGACCGACACGCCUGCCUGGAGUUCUUCGACGAGUGUGUUCAGAAGGUGGACGUGGAGAAGCCGGAGGAGGUGCGGCUCAUCGACCUGGACGAGACUCACAGCGGAGAACACACCGUCUUCAUCAUGCCUCCCGAAGAGCCUCAAGAACCGGACGGCUCCGAGUGCCCCGCCCCCUACAGCUACGAGACGUUCCCCUCGCUGAAGCCCGAGCUCUUCGACCGGCCCCAGGACCAGCUGAGGGUCCCGGCCAAAGGCAGCGCCCCCAGCAGCCCCGCCCCCCGCCGCACCAAGCAGGAGAUCAAACAGGCACAGAAGCGGGCUCAGAAGUACUACCUGGUGCCCGACAUGUGGUCCAAGUGUCUCCUGGGUCACUGCUACGGCCUCUGGUUCCUCUACCUGCCCACCUUCGUCCGGGCCGAGAGCGCCAAAGUGCGCGCGCUGCACACGGCGUACGACGUUCUCAAACACAUGGAGAACCGCAGGGUGGUUCUGCCGGACGAGGUGUGUUACCGGAUCCUCAUGCAGCUGUGUGGGCAGUACGGUCAGCCGGUCCUCGCUGUCAGAGUCAUGCUGGAGAUGAAGAAGGCUGGAAUCACCCCCAACACCAUCACCUACGGCUACUACAACAAGGCCGUCCUGGAGAGUAAGUGGCCGUCGACCAAUCAGGGCGGCCGGCUCCGCUGGGCCAAGCUGAGGAACGUCCUGCUGGCCGUGGCUCAGUUCAGACAGCCAAUCAGACGGAGGCAGAAGAGCGGCUCGCUGGGGUCACGAGGAGAAUUAGGGGUGGAGCCUGAUCAAAGGCCCCGCCCCCACUCCUCUCUGAUUCGUCAGUCCAGCUGGAGCGGGCUGAGCGAGAGCUCCAGUCACGAGUCCCUGACCAGUUCACUGAUCAAGAGCAGCAGUCUGAACAGCAUGAAGACGCCCGGCGACAAGGUCACCCUCCGUCAGAAGACCGCCCUCCGUAACGCCGGGACUAACGGCUGCAGGGACGCCGUCUCGCGUAAGCCCCCCCUCGGACGAAGAGACGCCUCGACGCCCCCUCCGGCGCCCCCCGGCGGAGUCCUGGUCCGCCGCAGUCAGAUCUGCCUCUCCAACUUCUACAAAGAGUGUUCGGAGACGGCCGAUCCGGAUCCGGACUGCAGCUGCCAGCCGGCGGAGAGAGACGGCAGGUCCGCAGGUCCGAGAGAGUCCGCCGGCAGGAACAAAGGCGUGGAUGAGAACUACAACAACGUGUCGUCGCCGAGCCGGGGCGGCCUGGCGGGGAAGCUGCAGCAGCUGCUCACGCCCACCAGACACCGGGUGUCGGUGCGGCGCGCCGCCAGCGUGGACGACCGGCGGCCCGGAGGAGGAGGAGGAGGAGGAGGAGGACGAAGGGUGUCGGAGCAGAGGCUGUCCAGGAAGGCUCAGGUGGCCGAAACUCUGCUGAAGGCCAAGGAGAGGCUGGUCAGCGCCACCUCGGAGAGCUCGCUGUCUGUUGGGAGUGACCUGGACCUGACGGAGACGUCCAGUCCUGCGUAUCCUCUGCGACGGUCGUGGGACGCCAACCAGGAAGCGGCGGGGAUGGAGGUCCUGAUGUCCAGCUGCUCGCUGUGUCGGAGCUGUAACUCGCUGGUGUACGACGAGGAGAUCAUGGCCGGCUGGACGUCCGACGACUCCAACCUCAACUCGUCCUGUCCGUUCUGCUCCGCCUCCUUCGUGCCCUUCCUCAACGCGGAGAUCUGCGACCUCGGACCAGUCAGCAGUGUGGAACGCAGUAACUGGAACCUGGAGGACGAGGUGGAGAACGCCGUCAGGCCGCCCAGUGGUCACGAGGCGUCACUGCGACCGCAGUGCAACGGCCUGAGCGAGGACUCCAGCUCCGAGACCAGCAGCUACUCCGAGACCAGCAGGACCACGGCGGGCUCCUCGCAGGCCGGCCCUCCUCAGGUGACCGUGGCCUACCUGAGUCCUCUGGUCCUCAGGAAGGAGCUGGAGAGUCUCCUGGAGAACGAGGGCGAGGCGGUCCUGGCUCAGGAUCAGUUCCUGGACAGUCACUCCAUCAUCUUCUGGAACCUGGUGUGGUUCUUCCAUCGACUCGGCCUCCCCAACAACCUGCUGCAGCUGGUCCGAUCCUCGCCGCUGGUCAGCCACUUCUCUCAGUCGGAGAACUCGGCAGUGAGGGUCCGACUCCUGUGGGACACGUUGACCCCCGACACAGACCAGUGGCCCCCCCUCUACAUACUGUGGAGGAUCCACAGCGGCGUUCCCAUGAGGACCCACAGCUGGAGGAGGCACAACCACCCGUUCACGCUGUCCUUCCUGGAGGAGGUGCUGCGCUGGGUCGGCAUGAACGAGGUGCAGAAAGCCGUCACGCUCUUCCUGGACACCGUGGCCAAGCAGCCGGGGACGCCGCGCGUCCAGAGGAGUCUGUACAGAGAGCUCCUCUUCCUCACUCUGGCCGCGAUGGGAAAAGAUCAUGUCGCGGCCUUUGACAAGCGCUACAAAGCAGCGUUCUCCCGCCUCUCGGGUUCUCUGAGUCAAGACGAGCUGCAGAAGAAGCGAGUUUUCCCUCCGAGUGCCAAAGCCGUGGACUGCAGGCGAAGUUUCCACCCCCCACUGGAGUGCUGAGAGAGGCCCCGCCCCCUUUCCUCUGCCACUGGAGUGCUGAGAGAGGCCCCGCCCCCUUUCCUCUACCACUGGAGUGCUGAGAGAGGCCCCGCCCCCUUUCCUCUACCACUGGAGUGCUGAGAGAGGCCCCGCCCCCUUUCCUCUACCACUGGAAUGCUGAGUAAGGCCACGCCCCCUCCCUCUGCUAUUGGAGUGCUGAGUGAGGCCACGCCCCCUCCCUCUGCCAUUGAAGUGUUGAUAGGCCCCGCCCCCUGCUCAUUGCUUCCUGCUCCUUCCUGAACAUCGAGGAGUUCUGCAGGUCGACUGAGUUUUAUGACUUUUUGCACAUUCAGAGAAGUUAACCUCCCCCCCCCCACACCUCUUCGUGCUCCUCCUCCUCCUCCUCUUCCUCCAGGAGAAGUUCCUGAGUUCCUGAAGUCUUAAACGUCCCGAGCUUUCACAUAUCAGGAAGAAAAUCUGAGUCCCGCUGAGAAUGCUGGAUGUUCGUUCUGAGGAAACUCCCUGAAGACUUGUGGGAAAACGCCGGCGUCGCUCUGUAUUCUGUGUUAUCAGCUUGUCAAACAGCAGAAAUGUAGCAUUCUGGGAAAAACCCCACAGAAAACAAGAGUUUGAAAAACGAAAAGGGAAACUUCACAACAUAGGAAUCUUUAUUUCUGGCCUCUGAGUGAUAUUCUGGGGUGUUAAACUGGAAUCGUUUGUGGAGGCUGACGGAACAUGACGGAACAUGCUGCACUAGAACGUUCCUUCACUCUGAAUCUGGAUCAACUUCCUGUCUGAGAUGAGGGAUUUGGGGCUUGGGGGGGUCAGGGUUCAUUUUUAAUCAGCUGUUUAUUGUGAAAGCUGAGCGAGAUCUUCGGAUCUUUAACAUGUAAAAGAUGUUGGAUAAUAAACGGAGUUAUUUAUGUCUCUACGGUCACUGCGAAGCUCCUCGGACGGAACCGGAACUUCAGCUGCAGGAUUCACUUUCAGGAAAACAGGUUCGAAGCGGCAGAGUUUCAUUUUAUUUUAACGUCACUUCCUGUAAUCCACCGUGGCAGUCCUCCAGUGGGCGGGGCAAACGGCGACCAGCAGACAAUCAGGCGAAAUUCAGAUUAAUCAGAAACAGAAAAAAAAAGCUUCGAUUCAACACUUUGGUGAAAGACUUGAUUCAUUUUGAUUAGAAAAGAAAUGUUCUUGAGGUCGACUCAGCUGUCUUCUGGUUGGCUGAUAAGGUCGCUUGUCCCACCCACCGUCCUGGAGAAAAAGUGUACGAUGAAACUAAAAAGUGGAUCAGAACGACUUCAGCAUAAGAGUUCUGGGAAGUGAAUCUGUGAUUCGUCUUUUUCCUGACUUCCUAUUUGUUAGUUUUAAUUUAUAAUCAGAAGAGUUUUAUUGUCACAACUGCGAUAACCCGGCGAAGUUUGAAGAGUUUUCCGUUAAAGCGUUUCAUUCCCUGACAGUUAGCUGUGCUUCGGUACAUUUAUUUAGUUGCAUUUCAUUUCUCACUCUGCUCUUUCGUUUUCAUUUUGUUCCGAUACUUUUCUAAUUGAUUUUCUCCCAAUCGAAUGUCUCUUCUUCAGAACAAAAGGACAUGCGAUGGAUGUGAAGUUCUGGUUCCUGACACAGGGCCAGAAAGCACAGAAGCUUCCCAGUGCUUUUAUUUUGAAGGGUGGGCGUGUCCUCCAGUGUUUUCCUUUGGUGAAUCAGAGAUCGGAGAGGAGGCUUUUAGAAAAGGAGGAAAGUCUGUCAACCAGUGAAGGAAAAACCAGAUCUUUGCUCCGAACGUCUUUUUCAGGACCAGAAAGUUCUGGGUUUUUUGUUUUUAAAAGGGAUCAAAGUUGAGAUUGAGAUUACGCUUUUGAAACUUUACAUGCUUUUAUUUCACGAUUGGGAUAUUUACCGGAACAGAAAUUAUAGAGUGAAGGCAAAUUAUUUCCCUAUAAAUAAAUAUUUAUCAUCCUCAAAGAAAGUAAAAUCACAUUGUGUUAUGAUGUUAUGUUACGUUUUGUUAUAUCGUUUUUCCUUACGCCGGAUCAGUGUGUCAGAAAACAAACCACUGCCAUCCAGGAAGCUCUCCGCUGUUCAGCUUUGGUGAAUCUGUUUUUGACUUUUAUCGACUGAAGCAGACGAGCAGAUGCUUGUUAUUCGGUCUGUCUGAAUUGUUGAAGUGGAGGGGGGCGUGUCCUACAGGUGAUUGAUACGUUCAGGAAUCAGUCCUGCUGAUUGUGAAACACACUCAUCAGAUUGAGCCAAUGUGUGUGAUGCAUCCCAGCAAAGGGGGCGGGGCUUAGGAAUCAAAAUAAGGGAAUAUGAGGAAUAUUGUGUAAAGCAUUUCAAAGAACCUAAUGAAAGCUGCGUUCGGGAAGUUGUUCCCAUCAUGCCUCUGUGUAAUUAGCAUGCUAACAGCUAGCCUCAGCUAGGCGUGAGGCCGAUCACUGCACUGAUGAACAACAUGAAGGGAAUCGAGUUUGUGGUUCUGGUCCUGAUGGAGACGCUCAGCAUGAAGGGUUCACAUCAGCUCGCCCCUGCAGCUCAGAAACUCUCCCUUCCGUCAACUUUAUCCGUACCUUCCUGAGGACAGACGUGGCCGCCUGCUGCUGCGGUCUGUUUUGUGACUGUGAAUCUGUUGGAGGUUGUGGUGACUGAAGGAUCUGAGCUGCGGCGUCUCCGUGAAGCACCGGAGACGUCCCAGCCACUCCAUUUGGAAGGAAUUCACACACUUUCUCUGGUUGCUUUGUGGAGACGAGUAUAUUUAAAGCAGAAUAUUGUGUUUGCUGUUGUAAUUUAUAUUUGGCUGUGUUUUCAGUUGGAAAUGUUUGAAAUUUUUUUUAAUAAAAACACAAAAAUUAAAGACA
Molecule: messenger RNA, 7548 nt
Organism: Salarias fasciatus (jewelled blenny)
Lineage: Eukaryota; Metazoa; Chordata; Actinopteri; Blenniiformes; Blenniidae
Gene: dennd4b
Product: DENN/MADD domain containing 4B
Exons: 29
Coding region: 152-4714 (1520 amino acids)
Biological process (GO): regulation of Rab protein signal transduction
Cellular component (GO): cytoplasmic vesicle
Molecular function (GO): protein binding
Source: RefSeq, a predicted model, not a curated record